Dreissena polymorpha is the source of this 5363-nucleotide messenger RNA. RefSeq lists its product as uncharacterized. Lineage: Eukaryota; Metazoa; Mollusca; Bivalvia; Myida; Dreissenidae. The transcript is spliced from 4 exons. The record is from RefSeq and is a predicted model, not a curated record. Bases 1403 to 3538 code for a protein of 711 amino acids.
UAUCUGUAUCGCACUGUGACAGUUGUGUUUGUAAUGUUCGAUAAGAUUGUAAGUGUAUGUUUGUUUAGACAUUUUGUGAAGGUUUAUUUUAUAGUUCAUAUACAACCUAGUAACAACUUGUGCUGAAAUUUUAUUUGAUUUGUCAUCAUCAUUCCAAGCUGAGGCGCUAGUAAAAGCAUGUAAAUGAUAACUUCAGCGCAGAGGAUACAGAUGUAACAUGAGAGGGGAUCUCCCCAGCAAACAUGCACAUAUGGGUCCCAUAUGGGCUGUCUCUGGGCAAACCCAUAUGGGUUAGCCCAUAUGGGAGUCGUUUGGGACCUAUAUGGGCUAGCCCAUAUGGGAAUUCCCAUAAAGGUCUUGGCUGUUUAAGAAGGUGCACCUCCGACAUGAACGUUCAUUGGCCGGGUCCGACAUUCUGCACAGUAUUGGAGCAGAGUCAAAGGGAGCAACAAGAUUAAUUCUUCUAUAACGUGUUCAGUUGACUUUAGAUCGGGUUAUACAUAUUGCUUAUUCAGUGGUAACACGUUUUCAUAGAUUUAACCCGAUGAUCUAGUUUUGGACGAAACCAUAGUCAUAGAUAUCGUCCAAGAUAAACAUUUUGACCAAUUUUCAUUAAGAUUCACUUAAAGUGUAAUUUUGAGUGGUUAAAAGGUUUGGAAUAUAUCUUAUACUAUAAAUAUAUACUAUUUUUCAUGGUGACUUAAUACGCAAGUAAGCCAUGUUCUCUUUCGGUCAAGAUAUUGUCUAUAUUAAUAGCUUUAUCAAGAUUUAGCCAUACAUUGAUUUUCAGUGAUAAAGAAGUUGUCUUAUAAAUAGUGUAACACGUUUUCCAAACUUGGAACAAAUCCGAACCUGUUGGGACUGUCUGACAAAUGUUUUUAAAAUUAUUUAGCCAUACAUUUCGCUUGAAGGACAGUAACACUGUUUUUAUUAACAUAACUUGAUGAUCAUCGUUAGUAUUUUUAUUAAUUUAAUCAGUCUCACUUCUUUUCAUCAAAAUUUUGUUAGAAAUAUUUAGACGAACGCGACCCAGAUUUUGGCUCGGUCGAUAUAUUGUUAAGAAAGUCAUUUUGACAAAGUAUCAUUGUAUGCAAAAUAUGGCAUCUGAAAAUGACACGAACUUCAAUCUGACAUCUUACCCAAAUGGAUCACGAUCAGUACUUAGAUAUAUCAUAUGGAUUUGCAUUGUUUGUCUGGACUGUUAAGGCCGAAAUAGUACACGAUGCUAUGUUCACAUACUUAAGAAAACAUCGUAACGCAUAUGAUUGUAUACCCUUUUUAUUUUUUUAGAAAUAUAUUUGAUUUAAUUGUUCCACUUUUGUUUCAGUUUGUGUUUAUACUGUUCAUGAAAGAAAGAAAAUAAGUACUACCAUGUGCGUCAAAUAAAAACGAAGUAAAUACAAUGGAUAUAGAACAUUUGAAAAAAUUUUCUGCAGACCUAGCUCAGGUUAUGUCGAGGAUUGGAGUUAAUAAACAAAUGAUAUCUUUAAGACGCCACGUUGUUGGUCUGUUGGAUUUAUAUCGAAAUAUCUGUUUCGACAAAGGGGAAACUAUUUAUUUCACGUUUGGUAGUCAAAUAGAGGGUUCCACUACCCCUGGCAUGAAUUCAGACUACGACACACUUAAAUAUUUUAAAUUCCUAAUCGCCGUAUUACGACCCGAGGAUUUUCAGAAUUUAAAAGAAAAUUUUUUAGUUAGAAAGUACCCUACAUGUUUACCACAAUGCUGCUGCUUAAUGGACUUCAAGAGAGAAGAGAACAAAACAUUUGUUAAAUUGUAUGAUAAAUCUAUAUCUAAAUCUUUAUCUGAUCAUAUAUUGGAUGACCGCAAUCGACUUUUGUUAAAAUCCAAGUUUCUUGUACAAAUUGUUUUAGAGGAUACGAAAUAUCGACAGCAUGGACCUGCAUGCACUUACGAGAAUAUAGACACUGUUAUUUCCAUUUGUUGUAUGACUUUACCGGAUGAAUGUAGGGUGUUGUUCACGAGACCAAGGCCGGGUCACUGGCCCACAAAAGAAACGCUUUUAAAGGCAGAACAAUGUGAAAUGUAUUUGGUACAUCCCGGAGUUCUUGGUCAUACAUUUGGUUAUACAAGUCGAUUGGGCUUCAUUCAAGUAAAAUACCAAAGUGAGUAUGUUGAUUCGCAGUUUCGAAUGUCCACUAACAUGACCGAGCGUUUACUGAUGUUUGACCUUAACAUGGUACAGAUGAAGACGUACGUAGUUACUAAAAUGAUCCGAAAAGAAUUUCUCCAACCACUGGUCGAUGAUCGCUUAAGUACUUUUCACAUAAAAACGGCUCUUUUGUUUACGGUAGAGCGAUUUCCAGAGGGCAUAUGGAGAGAUGACAAUCUCGUGCAGUGUGUACUUUACUGUCUGAACACACUCAAACGUUUUUUAAAGAAACGCUAUUGCCCACAUUACACCAUCGACUCCGUCAAUUUGUUCGCAGAAAAACUUCAGGUGAAUGAAAUCAAUAUUGUGAAAGACAAAGUUACAGAGAUGAUCCAUUCUGGCCUAAGUUUCCUUCGAAGGUUAAAAAUUGAAAAUGUAGGAGAGAGAUUAUCAACAGGGUAUGAACAAUUUAAAAUUAACAAAGUGCCUGUUCCAGAAAUGGAGCUUGGAAUAAUACAAGACAUGAUAAAAUUGUUGUAUUAUUUUCGCACAAACGAAGAUGUCGAAGAACGCAAAACAUCAGCUUUGGCUAUUCAGUCAGCCGUGUUAACUGAAAAUGUAUAUAGGGAUGAGCUGACAUUUAUGUUGCACAGCCGGUACAGCAUAAUUGCAUCACAUGAAGCAUCCGAUUGUAUCGGCAAAGGUACAGAAGUGACUAGAGACAUUAUAAACAGGUACGAAGCUUCUUUUAGUUCGCACAAUCCAGUGAAUCUACUAAGGUAUGCAUCCAUGCUAGUGUGCACAAAACAGUUUGAACUUGUUAUCGGAGUGCUGGACGAAAUCGAAACAGCAUUAACACCAUUAACGCCAACCGUGGUAGAAGAAUCUUAUUUUCAACAAGAAGUCAAGGACACACUUGCGUCAGUUGAUGAUUACGACAAGUUGGAACCGUCAUUUUUACUUAUGACUUUUGCCGCGAUAGUUUGGGCUCCUCUUUAUUUUGUAACCGGAGAAAUAAACUGUGUGCCAAAGCAUCUUAUUUACACAAAAUUCAGAGCCAUCACAGAAGAUGAAAUAAAAGGUUUAAAUUCUUCAGAAGUCCAUUAUAAUAUUGAAAUUGUAUUUAAAUCCGAUCUCAAACCAUUCUUUUAUUAUUUGCGAUACCUUUCAUCAAGAAAUAAAUCGGAUAAGCAAAAAGCAUUAGAAAACCUUUCGGAGUAUUGCAAGCGUAAAUUAAAAUAUAAAGUCAGUGAUCACCUUGAAUCAGCACUUAAUAUGUUGGGUCAUGCCCUUGAAUUAGAAAACAGAAUACCAGAAGCGUGGAGAAUCUACAGACAAUCAGUUACAAUAAAGUCAAAGUACAAUGCAGCUUAUUGGCACCUGUUUCGAAUAAUCGGACAAUGUGUGUAUUGUACAUUCAAAUAAGACAUCGAAAAACAAUGACAAUACGUGUGGUUCGGGUUUGUGUUAUAUAUUAACAGUUUGUGUCAAUACCGAUUAAAGUACAAUCUCACCCAUUAUAAAUCUAAGAAUAUAUACGAGUGUUAGCAUUAAUUGUACACUCAUCGUAUGAUACAGAAACAUGCUUUUAAAUUUUACAUACAUGUGCGCAUUGUGAGAUUUUUGGAUCGACUUUUGUUGGUUAUUCUUCGUCUGUUGUCCGUUAUUAACUGUCGCCGUGUUCACAUAAAAAACUGCAUGUAUAGUCUAAUCGUUACGAUACCCUAUUUAAAACAUUUCAACCAGAUAUAUAUUGGCUGAGUUAUUUAGAGAUCUCAAAAUAGGCCAAUAGGUCUGAUUAACGAAAAAAACUUGUUUACACUUUAGACGUAACAUUUAUGCCUAUUAUUAAUAUAUUAUUUAAGAAACUUAAAGUAAAUGGUAUUAACAUGCAGGAUAUACAUUUCGUAUUGCAAAACAUUAUUAUGGGGAGCAACAACUUUUUUUAACUUGUAUAGUGUUUGACCUUCAAUCAAGAAUACAUGGAUUGAUAGCAAUGAAGUCUGUUCUUGCAAUGACAUUUGUUAGAGGCAUUCCAGCCAACUGAUUAGCAAUACACAUUGUUGUUUUAUUGUUCAGAUCAGCCUUAAUAUUCUUCUGCACUCAAUAAUAAACUGCUGUAAACAUUAUCUAUGUUUAGACAAUUCUACAGAUCCUAGUAUUUGUAAUAUAACAAGGGUAUCAUAUGAAGCCUCAGUGAUUAUCAUCUUGAGGUUGCACCGAAUUCCAGAACCAAUAUGGAAGAAGACUGAAAAAACUAAUUUAUCUUAAGAUGGAUUUAAUUUAAUUGAUUGCAAGUAGUUAAAAUUGAUUCAGCUUAUAAAUAUACAAGCUGCAUAAUAACAUAACGUUUGGAUAUGAUUAAAAAGUAGAUUUGUAAUAUAAUAAUAGUGGUUAUUAACUGGGUUGAUUGUCCUGAUCAGAGGGUCAGUAUUUUCAUGCAGUGUGCAUGCAUGUAAUGGUUAUGCGUUUUGGUUAUUUUCGAUAAACUGUUUAAGUACAAUAUUUAUUUAAAAUACUUAUUUUAGAAAAAGAGUGUGUAUGUAUGUUUUAUGCAUGGUAUAUGUCUUGUACAUGUUACGGCUUUAAGUUGUAUGGUUUGGUUUUGUACACCCCAUUGACAAACAUUAUGCCAUUUUCUUUGUGUGACAUAUAGAUUCAUGGUUUGUUGACAAUUAUGGCUACCUGGGAGGUUCUCCUUCAGUGAAAACUUGUGAACACCCUCGCAGCCACAUUGUUUGUCCGAUCCUCAUAAAAUGUGCGUAUAACUUGUUUUAGAAUGAUCUCUUGAAUAUAGUCGUCAAACAUGGUUCAUAAACACAUAUAGCCACUAGGAUUGGGUCAGUUUUUCAUAGCGAAAACCAUGUUAACACACUACAAUUAACACUUGUUUCCUAAUAAGCAUUCGACUUUAUCGAAAUAGUAUUUUUGUUCUUCUAGUAUCUCAACCAAAUUGUUAUCGUGUUCAGAAGCCAUAGUGUCUUCACAAACAUCACACCAGCUACUUAAAACAAUUUAGCUCUGUCGGGGUUUUAAGCGAGCGAUCUAGGGCCUCAUAUUCUAUUUUCCAUGUAUGAUUCUUACAUUCGUAUUUUCUUAUUAGGAAAUAUACGGUUUUGUAAAUUGUGCUCGGGUGAUGCUCAUUUUUAGCUAUUUAGAUAACAUUUUAUCAUAAUGCAUCUUUCUAAUGUAGAUAUACGUAUAUUGAGUAGUUAAUUUGACAUUAAACAUUUGCAUAUUUGUCAGUAAA